Pimephales promelas (fathead minnow) is the source of this 2266-nucleotide messenger RNA. Its product is annotated as regulator of G protein signaling 9-binding protein. Lineage: Eukaryota; Metazoa; Chordata; Actinopteri; Cypriniformes; Leuciscidae. The record is from RefSeq and is a predicted model, not a curated record.
AUUUCACUGGCAAGCGUUUCCUCAUAGCAUAUUUAAACUCGUAUCACCGUGGACGGGCGAAUAACGGAUUGCGGUCUUCUGAAAAUCUCGACAUCAUCACCAUCGACAAAAAACAUCACAGGCGAACAACUCAGCGCGUCAAGUCGCGUUAAGAACGCUCGGGUGUUUGUUUACAUUCCGCCUUCGGAGAAUCCGUUUACAUUGCUCUCUCUCUCUCUUUAUCUCUCGGAAUGCCUUUGUGACGUCAUGGAGGUAGACGUUCUCUUUGGAGUUUUAAAAUGAACACCUGUUAUGUUUAAAAUGGCAUGCUCGUUGCGCAAAAAGAAAAAAAGAGAGGCGACGUUUUAAAUUCAUGCGGACAUAGCCUAUACUGAAGCUUUCUAAUCUCCGGCAGCACAACUAAAGCCGUUUAGGGAUCCAUUUAGUGAUAAGCCCGACUGUUGCUGUCUGCACUAGAGGGAACAUGGAUGGUGAGGAAUUUGCAAUGACGAGAGCGAUGAUGACGAUGAGUGGACUCGUAUGGCUGCUCUGCUCCCGUGGAAACUAGAAGACACUAUCAUCCAGCUUGCUAUUAAUAUUUUCUUUAGGAUUUUUUCCAGUGAGAAUCAUAUCCAUAUCCCUGCGCAAACAUGGGCAAAGAUGAAUGCAAGACCAUGUUGGACGCUCUGAACAAAGUAACAGCUUGCUACAGGCAUCUUGUAAUUGCUUUGGGGAGCACAUCCGACUCCCAAAACCUGCGUGAGGAACUUAAAAAGACCCGAAAGAAAGCCCAGGAGCUAGCAGUGGCCAACAGGACUAAACUGACGGCUCUUCUGAAGGACAAAAGCAUCAGCAAAGAUGACCGUGCAGAAUACGAGCGCUUCUGGGUGCUCUUCACCAGCAGCAUGGAUCUCCUGGAGGUGGACAUGAAGCGAUCCUUAGAGAUCGGCCAGGAUUUCCCUCUCAAAGUGCCAACGAGACACCUCAUCCAAACGGGAAUGACCGGCAGCACCACCACCGUGGCUGCUCGAGCCAUGAGCGUCCAGAACAUGAAGUACGAAGCCGAUGCCAACAUCGACACGGUGGACCUCAAAGAGCUGGAGACCGAGAUCGCUCAGGUGGACCAGAUGAUGGAGGAGAUGGAGAUGAAGGUCCAGGUGGCGCCGUGGGCAGUCGAGGCGAAACAGGAGGCGGGAGCCGAGUUGAAAUCCACCGUCAGUGUUGGGAAUUCAUCAGUUGGUGUCAUCUCGAUCUGCGAGGAGGAACCCAAAGAAACGGUGGAAGGAGAAAGUGGGCUGAUGAGAGCAUUAGCGGGGAUCAUUUUCACUGCUGUUUUACUCAUAGCUGGAAUUCUGGGGUACCUGGUGAUUAAUUUAUAAUGUAUAGCCUAUAGUUUGGCAUGUGGAUGACAGUGGCUCGAGGGCUUUAGAUCUUCUUAUGGAGGAAGCAACACGUUGCCAGGCCUGUCAAUUUGGGGAGGCAGUUUGUGUUGCUCUUGAUGUGGAGAUAAACAGAUCGCCUGGCCCUGGGUAUUAGUAAAAUGCAUCAGUGUUUAAAGGGAAUAGCCAAAAGGAAUAAAAACUCUUCUAGUGGGACUGCUUCCUCAGCCCCUGAAGGUUAAACAAAAAAAACUGAACAGAGUACAAUCAGAAGUGGGAUUGUCUCAGAAAGGGUUUUUUUUCAAGCUAAAAUUUGAAUUUUAAAUGAAUUGUCACUUUGGCUUAUCAGUAACUGGCCGUUUCAUUGCUCUGCAAAGACCUUCAAGUUAAGAUUACAACUUUUUUGACCCUCUGACCAAGCAUCAGUGGGCUGUGCAUAUUUAACAUGUAUUUGUUUCACUGUUUAUAUAGGUUUCAUAAUAAGGUUGCUCAUUGUGUUUCUGACCUCCCCAGGAUUCUUGUUAAGGGAUGGUUCAUCCAAAAAUGAAAAUUCUGUCAUUUACUCACCCUCAAUUUAUUCAGCUGAACUUAAAGGAAGAUAUUUUGACAAAUGUUUGUAACCAAACCGUUCUGCGCCACUAUUGACUUUCAUUAUAUUUUUUCCCCCCCCUGUUUGGUUCCAGACAUUCUUCAAAAUACUUCUUUUGUGUUCAGCUGAACAAAGAAAUUCAUACAGGUUUGGAACUACCUGAGAGUGAGUAAAUAAUGACAAUGUCUCUGAAAAUGGCCCAUCACUGAAUGUGCACUCUUGAAAUACGGGCCUUAGGUGUGUUCUGAAAUAUGAACUGUACUCAUGUUAAAUUAGUGUACAUAAAAUAUAUUUAUUAUAAUAAAUGAAGUAAAUUAUG